Molecule: messenger RNA, 3335 nt
Organism: Nematostella vectensis (starlet sea anemone)
Lineage: Eukaryota; Metazoa; Cnidaria; Anthozoa; Actiniaria; Edwardsiidae
Product: serine/threonine-protein kinase SIK1
Exons: 10
Coding region: 221-2554 (777 amino acids)
Biological process (GO): intracellular signal transduction; protein phosphorylation; microtubule cytoskeleton organization
Cellular component (GO): cytoplasm
Molecular function (GO): protein serine/threonine kinase activity; ATP binding; tau-protein kinase activity
Source: RefSeq, a predicted model, not a curated record
UUUUCCCUCAGGGAACAUCAACAAACACGACCGACGAUUUUGUGCACGGAGUGCGACUUUUGCGAUGCCGCUUUAAAUUGUACAUCGAUAAGCUAUGAAAACAUUCAUUUAAUAGGAGUGCUUCGAUAUUUUUCAUGCUUUGACCCUAAUGAUUGCUUGGUUUUGCGGACACUCACUUGAGAAGUCUGUGGGCUAAAGCCAAGAUUCAUACCGUACUGCAAUGGGAAUGGACCGCUCUAAAGCUAUUCGGGUUGGUUUCUACGAGAUCGACAAGACUAUUGGCAAAGGGAACUUCUCCGUUGUCAAACUCGCUCGCCAUCGUAUCACCAAAAGCCAGGUCGCCAUCAAAAUAAUAGACAAGACACAACUUAACGAGAUGAACUUAAAGAAAAUUUACCGCGAAGUCCAGAUCAUGAAAUUACUUCAACACCCUCAUAUUGUAAAGCUGUAUCAGGUGAUGGAAACGAAAAACAUGUUAUAUUUGGUCACGGAUUAUGCAAACAACGGAGAAAUGUUUGAUUAUUUAGCUCACCAUGGAAGAUUACCAGAGAAGGAAGCUCGGAAAAAAUUUGUGCAGAUUUUAAGUGCUGUCGACUACUGUCAUAAAAGACAUGUUGUACACAGAGACUUAAAGGCAGAGAACUUACUUCUUGAUCAGAACAUGAAUAUAAAAAUAGCAGAUUUUGGAUUUGGAAAUUAUUACAAGCCUGGGAACCCACUAAACACUUGGUGUGGAAGCCCACCCUAUGCAGCACCUGAGGUGUUUGAGGGGAAAAUAUAUGACGGACCGCAGUUGGAUAUCUGGAGUCUGGGUGUUGUGCUAUAUGUCCUUGUGUGCGGCGCUCUUCCAUUUGACGGUUCUACGCUGCAAGCUUUAAGAGACAGAGUACUGGAAGGGAAAUUCAGGAUACCAUUCUUUAUGUCUACAGAAUGCGAACACCUUAUAAGGCACAUGCUGGUAAAAGAUCCUAACCAGAGAUACACCAUCGAGCAAAUUCAAAAGCAUAAAUGGCUGCAGGCGGCAGAUUCGCAAAAGAUCUCCGAGAUUGAGCAGAGUAUGCGGGAGUUUGAGAAGAUCUCGAUGGAGGAUUACAAUGAGCAAGCUCUGGAGCUCAUGAAGGGACUUGGGAUUGACAUCAAGCGAACGAAAAAGGCUCUUGAUGACAAUACCUUCGACCACCACACAGCUAUUUAUUACCUACUCGUCGACAGAUUGCGCCUACACCGCGCAAGCUACCCUGCAGAAGAACAAUGCGAGACCAAGUUGCGCCGGCCUAGCGGAAUCGCCGAGGCAGCGGUCGUACGCAAUAAUAUCGAGAAGGGUACUACACUACAGGAAACCUACCCUGUACGGCAAGUCGCAAGCGUGCAACCGCGGAGACCGUACUUACCUUUACAAAUUGCUAUAAAUGAACUCCAUGAUCGCAUCCCUACUCCGCCUGAGAUACGGCGAGAGAUUGCGAAUCAGUGUCUACGGGAAAUGUCGCCAGUUCGCGAAGAGAGCUUUAAGAUGAGGUGUAGCGCGCCUCGGGAGGCGGGGCCAGGCAUAGACAUUAAUGCGACUAAGGCGAUCCUUGACGCGCAGAGGAUGGAGAGUGACGAGGAGGAUCAGGAGAUCAAGGCUGCAUUGAGUCAGGUCGAACAACAAUCUCAAGAGAAACCUAAGAUAAGGCGCCAUACGGUGCACACGGCGCCUAAGGGUGGGCUGGAGGUACCGGCCGGACAUCCUCUUCUUCGUGCGCAGGCGUCAACUGGGGGGAUCCCUCCCGGAAUUGCAGGGUUCACCUUUACACCGCAGGUUCUCGUGUCGUCGCCUAGUACCCAGGCUCUACCGACAUCGGUUUCCGGACCUCAUUUACCAAUGCGUGAUACGCAGGCUCCGAGUUAUCACCCGACGCAUCCGUCGUUGACCCGACGUGCUUCCGACGGCAACGCGGUCAUUCCCGUCAUGCAGCAAACCCUUAAAGAGAACUCUACGCUAAAACGCAUUCGACAACUACAACAGGAGCAUCUUAAACUACAAGAACAAUAUCAGAAAUCACUAUCACCGUCUGAACUCCGACAACAACAAGCACUUCACGCUGAUUAUAAACAGCGAUACAAUCAAAUGCGUAAAGAACUUCAGAGACAAUACGAGAGACUUAUGUCUGAUAACGAGCAGGUGGAAAGUCUUCCCGAGGAGAAGUUGAUGAACGAUAUGAGCGAGGUGCCCCGGGUCCCGACCCUUAUCGAGGAGAGUUCUGCUUUACAUUUUCCACUGCAUCACCCUGAAAACGAUGCGCCAUCACUACCGCAUAACCCGUUGUUGAACCAGUUUCAGCAAUUGCACAUUGACAAUAACUGCCGGCAUAACCCCAUUCGUAGAAUGCCGUGCAUGAAACAAAACCCUCAUAAGCAGGUAUUUAGGACUUCUUCGUACAAAAAGGCGCAAAUGUACGGUUUAUUACCGCCGCUAGAAUGUGAGAUUACCAACACCCCCACGACACUUGCAGGGCAAGGGCGAAUUGAGCAACACACUGAAUCAGCCCAAGCGCAAUCGGUAGCUGCACUUUAAACACUUUUGACGGCAGUUAAUGGAUUGACAGUUGCUACGGCGACUGAAGUUUUGCAGUGCGCCUCUUGCCAUAAAAUGGCUGGAAAUUAUUCGUUGUCGCACGAACGUCUUCGUUUGCUUUUCGUACGUGUGGGGAUAACGCUGGAAAAGAUAUUUUGAGGGGAUAAAACAAUAUUUCGCUUUUUUAAGAGAUUUGAGCAGAUUUUUGUACGUAUAAACACGACGUUCAUUUUAAAAGUUUGAGAGUUAAAUGGUGAGAAUUCCUCUAUAAAAGAAACAAAUUUAUUUAAUCGAUGAAAUUUUUAUUUUUGUUCAUAGAAUAUCAAAACACAACUUUCUUCUUAUGAAAAUAUCAUCAGAAGAUUAAAAUAAUUAAAUAAAUAUUAUUUAGAUUAUAAAAAAUACAAUCGAAUAACACAUGUAACUAACAUACAGGCGCUGAUCCGGGAUACUGAAAUAUCCGGGAUAUUGAAAGUUUGGCCUGUUUACGAAAAAAGCGCUGAACACAGCGCGAAGCAAAGAACUCAUACUUAACUUACUAACUAACUUUUGACCUGUCUACGUAAACAGGUUUAAAUAGGCCUGGCUCCGCGCCUGACAUAGAUGUCAUUGUAGGUCGUCCGGCUCAUUGACACAAAUCCAGUAAAUCAUUGCUCAAUCUUGUUGAACUAAGACUCAGUCAGUGCAGUCGAACCGUAGAAUGAAAGCGCAGUACGUAUCGUAUAAUGUAACAUGGCUACAACGAGUAACAACAUAUCAAAUAAAGUAUGUUAAAUAUUGA